AUGGAUGAUGCAAAUGAUUAUGACAAAUCUGCGUAUGAAGCACCCGAUGAUGCCACAUUAUAUGUCGAAUGUGUUCGAUUGGUUGAAGGUGGUAAUAUAAAACGAUUUGAAAAUGUUGUAACUAAAAUAGAUGUUAUUCGAUAUGAAUUAAGUGAUGAAGUUAGUAAACCACUUCUAUUUUAUGCUAUUGAACAUAACGAUGUGGCGUUUGUUAAAACAUUGUUAGAUAUGGAAAUACCAUUGGAUAGAAAGUAUUCGAUCAUGAUAGCGUCAGCUGACUCUCCAGAAGGUCAACUUGUUCAAAAAAAGUUAACAGCUUACGAAUAUGCUUAUGAAUUACAAUAUGAUAAUCUUGCUGAUCUAAUUCAACGUCAAGCUAAUCUUCCUCCAUAUGAACAACGUUUUUUUCGUAUUCUCAAACUGAACGAUAAUCGCCGUUGUGAAACAUUUCUUCGUCGAUUAAAUAAUCAAAAACGAGAAAAUGAUUUUGCAAAAAGAGGUUUAUUCUAUGCUGCACAACUUGGUUCAGUAAGAUUACUUGAUCAUUUUUUAACACGUUGGAAAAUUGAUAUAAACACUCAAUUAGAACAAGAAAAUGGAUAUUCAACAACAGCUUUAUUAACAUCUAUAAAAUAUAAUCAAAGUGAAGCCGCAAAAUUUUUACUAUUUCGUCAUGCUGAUCCAAGUAUAAAAGGUCAAUAUGAUAAUGCAUUAGUUACUGCAUUACAUUAUCAAUCGAAAAAUGGUCUUUUACGUUUAUUACUUGAUAAAAAUGUUGAUUUAACCGUUCGACAUCCUGAUUAUAGAAAAUUAAGUUUACGAGAAUACUGUGUACUAACAAAUCGUGUUAAAGCUAAAGCUGAAAUUGAUGCCUAUAUAAUACGUUUGAUUAGUAACGGAAAUUAUCAACGAUUAAAAUGGCUUGUUGAUAAUGGCUAUACAUUUAUUAAUGUUAAUAUUACUCAAAAACGUACUGGAAAACAAUUAGCUAAAGAAAGAUACUAUGAAAAUAUUGUUAAAUUAAUCGAUUUUGUUGAAAGUACACAAAUGAAAGCAAAAAUUAAAAUGAACUAUUAA
Messenger RNA from Rotaria socialis, 1077 nucleotides. NCBI's taxonomy places the organism in Eukaryota, Metazoa, Rotifera, Eurotatoria, Philodinida, Philodinidae. The record is from the annotation of a GenBank genome assembly.